AUGACGUACGUACCAAUGUUACUACCUAGGAAGAAUGUCACUCUUGCACAUGAUCUUGAUGGCACCCUUAUCCAUUCAUCAAGGUAUGACCACGGCACGGACUUUUCAUUCCGUAUGCGAUGUGGAGAAGAAGAGUACACUGUCUACGUGAAGAAGAGACCACAUGUGGACGCCUUCCUUGAAGAGGCAGCUCAUAUGUUUGAGCUUGUUGUCUUUACGGCUAGCAUAAGUUCUUACGCAAACCAACUGAUUAAUGCACUGGAUCCUGAGAACAGACUGAUAUGAUGGUGUUUUUUUCCAUGAGUCAUGCGUCUGGUAGAUGGAAGCUAUCAGAAGGAUCUGACCAUUAUUAAAGCUGAUCUUGCAAAGCUUGCGAUAGUUGACUAUACCCCAGAGGUUUUCCAGCAACAGGUGAAUAAUGGGAUACCCAUAAAGAGCUGGUCAAGUGACCCAUCUGAUAUUUCUCUGCUUGAGCUGAUCCCCUUCUUGGAAACAAUUGCUGACGCAGAUGAUGUCGGGCCGAUCGUUGCAAACAAAUUUGCCAGUUAA
This is a messenger RNA of Triticum urartu, 549 nucleotides long. RefSeq lists its product as uncharacterized. NCBI's taxonomy places the organism in Eukaryota, Viridiplantae, Streptophyta, Magnoliopsida, Poales, Poaceae. The record is from RefSeq and is a predicted model, not a curated record. Gene Ontology annotation, molecular function: phosphatase activity.